GAAAGCACCUGGACAUACUGAGGAGCCUCUAGGAGAGACAAACAUGGCUGGGUGAAAGUUGGGCUUUGCCUGAUUUGUGUUUUGAACUUGUCUCUGGGCAAUAAAAGCUUCAAUUCUCUUGAGGGAAGGUGGUGUGUGUCUCUGUGCUCUGGCUGGGUGGGACUCAGUCCCUGUGUAGCUUUGAGCAGACCUGGUUGCAGCUCCUCCCAGAUUGUGGAACUGUCACUUAUCUCUCCAGUGUUGCUUAGCUCAGAUUUGGAGAGUCCCUUCACUGGAAAAUCCAUCGAAAGUGCAAUUUGGCAGUGGCUGUGGUAUUUUUUUGCUGUGUUGAGAAACUGCACAGGGAGUUGCUGGGCUGGGCUGAGGAGCUCUGAGACUGCCCCUGCUCUGUGCUGCCAGCAGCCUUGGUGUGGGUUUCUCAGCACUGUGCUGCUGUAACUACUGUUCUGUAACUGCUCCUUCAGUUACCCUAUUCCUUAUUUUUAGAAUCCCUUGUUGGGGUCCCCUGCCCUUGGAAGAUUUUCUUGGGGCCAGAUUCUUCCCUCUGUGCCCUGAGAGGGAGGCAAGAGGAGGGAUCGCUGAUAUGGGGAAUUGCAGAUGUUUUGCCUCACAAUUACCUCAUUUGGUGUCUCCUGACCGACAGGAGAGGAGCUUGGAGCUGGGCACCAGGAUGUUCUCUGGCGGGUUUGGAUGCUGUGAAGGGAAUUUUCCCCCCAGGGCCACUGUGUAUCUGGCUGGGGCUUUUUGCUGUGGGAGGGCUCAGUCCCCUGGCUCCCUGCUGAAAAUAGCUGGGGACCCCCAUGCCCUGGGGCCACAGCGCCAGAAAUCUGCUGGCUGAUGAGAGAGGGCGGUAAAACCACGGGGAGCCAGGAGCGGCUGCGGCGGGGCCUUCCCCGCUCGCUGCUGCGGUGCUGGGGUGGGUUUUUCUAUUUCUGCUUGUGAAAAGGUUUCCCCUGUAAUUACGAGGUGAUUUAACGCCCCGCCUGAGCUGUCGUUCACAGCUGCCGGACACAGCACUCAGGCUCUCGGCAGGGACUCCUCAGCCCGGCAGUCACACCUCGGGCAGCCCUCAGCAGUGUCCCUUCCUCACUUCAAGAUGUCCCUGUCGCACACGGCUGCCGAGUACAUGCUCUCUGAUGCUCUGCUCCCGGACCCCAGUAGUUCCCGGGCCAAGGGCUUGCGGCUGGAGCUGCCGAGCGAUCGCCUGCUGAAGUUUGUCACCGUGGGGCUGCCCCUCUUCCUCGUCUCGCUGGCUUUCGCCCGGGAGUUCUCUGCUGGCUCCCAGAUCAGCUGCUUCUCUCCCACCAACUUCACGGGGAAGCAGUCCGCCUACACCGACACGGCUUGCUGGGACUCCCUCAUCCACCACGGCUUCGACGCCGAGGGACGUGCCAUCACCAAGUCCCUCUGGGCUCUCAAGGCCUUCCCCUACUCGCUGCUGGUGGUGGCGGUGCUGAUGUACCUGCCGUACCUGCUGUGGCGCUACGCUGCUGCCCCCGCCCUGCACUGCGACCUCCUCUUCAUCAUCGACGAGCUGGAUAAAUCCUACAACCGCUCCGUGCGCCUGGUGCAGCACAUGAAGAAGGUGCAGCAGGCCAGUGCCGAGCCAGAGCAAUUCUGGGAGGAGUACGAGAGGGCCCGCCGGGAGAGGUAUUUCGAGUUCCCGUUGCUGGAGCGGUACCUGACCUGCAAGCAGCAUGCUCACGCCCUGGUGUUCAUCUACAUCCUGAGGAACCUGCUGCUGCUCCUCUUCUUGGCUGCCACCUGCCUCUACCUGGUCUUUCUCCACCUUAACAUCUUCUUCCAGGAUGAGUUCAGCUGCUCCAUCAAAACGGGGUUGCUCGAGGCAGAGCCGCACAUCCCGUCGCUCAUCCCUUGCAAGCUGGUCUUCUUCUCCGUGUUCCAGCUCAUCAGCCUCUCCGUUGGCAGUGUCUAUGUCCUCCUCAUCCCUGUUGUCAUCUACAACGCCCUGCAGCUCUGCCAGUGGGACAAGGGGCUGCUCUCUGUCUAUGAGAUGCUGCCUGCCUUCGACCUGCUCAGUCGCAGGAUGCUCACCUGCCCCCUCAACGACCUCAACGUCAUCCUCCUCUUCCUGCGUGCCAACAUCUCCGAGCUGACCUCCUUCAGCCGCCUCAACGCCGUCAGCGCCCUGAGGGAAGCCACUGCCAACAAGGAGGACAUCGACACUGUCAUCGACUUCAUGACGCUGCUGGCUGGGCUGGAGGCCACCAAGCCCAAACACCAAUCCUGCACCCCCGAGGCCGAAGGCAGCACAGCCCUCUCCAAUGGUGCAGCCCUAGAACCAAAGCCUGGAGUGGAAAGGAUGGGAAAAGCCUCACGGGACUCACUCGGCUCUGCCUGACCCAGGAGGAGGCAGCAGGAGGGAUCCUGUCAUCCCAGGAUCCACUUUUCUGACAUAGCUCUACUGCAGCAGCCAGGCUGAACCCACCUGUGCUUCCUGCACCUGGCCUUCCCCUUCUUAUGUACAUUUGUCCAGCCAAAAAGGGUUAAACAAUCAAUAUUUUGUGCAGAACCUCUUUGGGUCUCUUAUUCUAAAUGCUGGGUGCCAUGCUGUGCCUCUUCCACACAAAUUUCCCUGCUUUUUUCGCAAGAAGUGGGGCAUGGAGGAUUAGGAAUGCUCAUCUGAAGGAAAAAAAAAAGA
Messenger RNA from Zonotrichia albicollis (white-throated sparrow), 2662 nucleotides. Lineage: Eukaryota; Metazoa; Chordata; Aves; Passeriformes; Passerellidae. The record is from RefSeq and is a predicted model, not a curated record.